Rosa rugosa (rugosa rose) is the source of this 1331-nucleotide messenger RNA. Its product is annotated as DNA-directed RNA polymerase III subunit RPC8. Gene Ontology annotation, biological process: transcription initiation at RNA polymerase III promoter; DNA-templated transcription. The record is from RefSeq and is a predicted model, not a curated record. NCBI's taxonomy places the organism in Eukaryota, Viridiplantae, Streptophyta, Magnoliopsida, Rosales, Rosaceae. The coding region runs from base 572 to 1171 and encodes 199 amino acids. The transcript has 7 exons. Gene Ontology annotation, cellular component: RNA polymerase III complex.
UGUUAAGUUAAGUAAUCAAGUUGGAUUGGAACUAGAAAGAUUGUCAAACUUUUAGACGUUAGUUGAGGAUUUGAGAUGGUAUCUCAUAAGGAGAUUCAGAUAUGGAUAUGGUUGACUUAGAUUGUAAUUAUUGAACAAAGGAAACUUGCUUAGUUCCUGAAGCUGAAUAAUGGUUUGUUGUACUAUGUGCAAUAGGCCUUUCUAUCUACGUUUUCCCGCUUAAGGUUCGAUGCUUAAUGUUAUUAGCUUUUGUUCUUAACGCUGUCUAAUUAUUAAGGAAAAAAAUUUACUUGUAUAACACCAUGAGGUUGCUUACAGAAGUACAAGAUAAAGAUGAAACAUUUGCAUACAAAUGUCCUGCUGCUUUGUUUUCUGUUUUGUGUAUACAUUCUAUGAGAUUGUUUACAUCAAUGCCGUAUUGCUUUGUUUUUCUAGGGACUUGUUGUACACAUCCUUUGACUUUAAGCUAAACUAUUAAAAGCUAAAUAUUCUGUAUGCCACUUUUUCCAUAAAAUGAAACUAACAAUUUUCAAUCACAUGUUUUUGGGAUAUAAAUCUUGAAGAAAAGCCAAUGUUCUACCGUAGCCGAAUUGAGCACUCAUUACGUCUGCCUCCUUCUCUGCUUAGCCUUCGUCUACAAGAUGCAGUUAAGGGAGAGCUUGAGAAGCUAUUCUUAGAUAAGGUUAUCUCGAAUUUGGGACUUUGCAUUUCUGUCUAUGAUAUCCAAUCCAUUAAAGAUCACUUCAUCUUACCAAAUGAUGGUCAUCCAACUCUAACGGUGGUGUUCACACUGAUUACGUUUCGUCCAUUUGUGGGAGAGAUAAUUACUGCAAAAGUCAUAGAGUCUACUGCCAAUGGUUUACGUUUGUCACUGGGAUUUUUUGAUGAUAUUUAUAUACCGACUCAUCGUUUUCCUACACCAUGCCACAAGAAGGAUGACUCAAAAAAGAAUGUUGUCUUAUGGUAUUGGAAGCCUUCUGAUGAUGAAUUUUCAAUUGAUAUGAAGGACCAGAUACGAUUCCAGGUUGAAAGUGUAAACUAUCCUAAAAUUCCAAUUGAGCAGCCAGAAAACUCAAAACCAUUUGCCCCUAUGGAGGUUAAAGGGUCAAUUGAUUUUGAUGGUUUAGGGCCUGUUCAUUGGUGGCAAGAUGUAGAUGAAGAAGCUUCUUAAGCUCACGGACUCUUUAGCAAAGGCGAGCUACUUGAAUCACGAUUCUUGUAAUGGUGUUUGAAGGCAAGGAGACAAAUUUGGUAGAGCAUGUAAAUUCUUAAUUUUAGAUGGAACUUAAACCAUUUAGUUUCAAAUUCGAAGGGAGAUAUCUUUUUGGAUA